Brachypodium distachyon (stiff brome) is the source of this 1636-nucleotide messenger RNA. RefSeq names its product U-box domain-containing protein 25. Gene Ontology annotation, biological process: protein ubiquitination. Bases 174 to 1412 code for a protein of 412 amino acids. The transcript has a single exon. NCBI's taxonomy places the organism in Eukaryota, Viridiplantae, Streptophyta, Magnoliopsida, Poales, Poaceae. The record is from RefSeq and is a predicted model, not a curated record. Gene Ontology annotation, molecular function: ubiquitin protein ligase activity.
GUCGUCUCCCUCGAUCUCCACUCUCCACCAGUCCACUCCCCUCUCUUCUCCACCCACCAACAGCCCACCCACCCCCCACGAGCAUCUCACAUCUCCAUCGCGAGCUCGCUCGCUAGCUAGCUACCUUAAGUCCAGAUCCAAAUCACGGCAACGGCGUGUUGUUUUGGGGGGCAAUGCCAGGGAGCGUGCCGCUGGCGCUGGGGCUGGACACGGUGGGGCUCCAGGUGCCGUGGUACUUCCGGUGCCCGAUCUCGCUGGAGCUGAUGCAGGACCCGGUGACGGUGGCCACGGGCCAGACCUACGACCGCGCCAGCAUCGAGUCCUGGGUGGCCACGGGGAACACCACCUGCCCCGUCACCCGCGCGCCGCUCGCCGACUUCACGCUCAUCCCCAACCACACGCUCCGCCGGCUCAUCCAGGAAUGGUGCGUCGCGCACCGCUCCCUGGGCGUGGAGCGCAUCCCCACGCCCAAGCAGCCGGCCGACCCGGACCUCAUCCGCUCCCUCAUCGCGCAGUGCCCGGGCCUCCCGGCCCUCCGGAAGCUCAGGGCGCUCGCCAGGGAGUCGGACAAGAACCGGCUCGUCAUGGCCACGCACGAGACCAGGGCGGCGCUCGUCGAAAUGGCGUUCGGGGCCGGAGGAGGAGGCGAGGAGGCACAGGCGGAAGCUAUGGCGGUGCUCUCGCUGAUCGGGAUGGGGGAGGCGGAAGCUGUCGAGGUGGUUGGGAGGGAGGAGCGUGUGGCCAGGCUCGGCAAGCUUCUCGGCAGCAGCCAGGGGAUUAUGACGCUGGAGGCCAGGGUUAAUGCCGGCGCCGUCGUGGAGGCGGCUGCCGCGGUGUCGGGGGCCGAGGCCAGGGUGGUGCUCGGCGUGGCGGAAGGGGUCAUGGAAGGGCUUGUCGCGCUGGUGGACGAGAAGGGCAACAACGCCCGCGCCGUGCGCGUCGGGAUCCGGGGCCUCUUCGCGCUGUGCCUGGCCAAGGAGAACCGGCCGCGCGCCGUGGCCGCGGGCGCCGCGUCGGCGCUGGCGCGGCGCGUGGCGGAGGGCGGGUGCGCCGGGGAGCCGGAGCGCGCGCUGGCGGCCGUGGAGCGGCUGUGCCGGACAGAGGGCGGCCGCGACGCGGUCGUGUCCGGCGCCGGGGGCGGCGCCACGGCGGUGACCGCGCUGGUGCGCGCCAUGUCCGGGCGCGCGGCGGAGCACGCGGCGGGGGCGCUGGUGGCCGUGGUGGGCGGGUCGGAGGCGCUGCAGGUGGAGGCCGUCCGGGCCGGCGCCAUGAGCCAGCUGCUGCUGAUGGUGCAGGGCGGCUGCUCGGAGCGCGCCAAGCGCAAGGCGCAGCACCUGCUGAAGCUGCUCCGGUCCGCCUGGCCCACCACCGACUCCAUGGCCAACUCCGACGAUUUCCUCAACCCAUACUAAUUAGCUCAUCCACAUUGCACCAUUCAAUUCGCACUGUAAUCCCCCCCAGCUCGAUUCCAAGCCAAUCCACUCCAACCACGGCGGGGCUGGCCGGGGCGUGUUGUAUGUAACGGCGGUACGUAGUAGGAGAAAUUUCCAGUUUUGUAUGUAUCGUUGGGGGCUAGGGAGGGGUUCUUCUUGAUUCGAUCAAUAGGCAAAAGCCAGCAGAAUAUUUCCUGGGAAAA